This is a messenger RNA of Vanessa atalanta (red admiral), 918 nucleotides long. RefSeq lists its product as uncharacterized. Lineage: Eukaryota; Metazoa; Arthropoda; Insecta; Lepidoptera; Nymphalidae. The transcript has 8 exons. The annotation marks the transcript as partial. The record is from RefSeq and is a predicted model, not a curated record.
AAUAACUUAUGUUAUCUUAAGGCUAUAGCAAACGUAAAAGACAAACACGAUCGUUCUGCACCAUCAAAUUACCAUUGGAAGAUACUUAAAUGCAGGAUGAUUAUAUUUUCAGCUUCUUCUAUAUUAUCUUGUCCCGAUAAAAAUGAUGUUAAGCAAAUUCAUAUUAUUUUUAAUAAAAUAGGUGAUGAUUAUGACCGUUUAAAUUCACUAUUUUUAAAAUAUUCUUUGAUUCAAGACGGCAGCAUUCGUCAAGUAACAUCUGAUGUUUAUUCAAUGUGCUUCUUUUAUACAAUGUCAGCUAAAAUUGCACCCGUAUGGAAUUAUAUAGGUCCAAAUUAUUUUAUUAAUAACCGAGAUUUCUUAAAAGUUUUUGGUCCUCAAGAUGGUAUAAAAUUGAAACUAUAUGUAAACGACGACUACACAAUGUUAGAAUUAAAACCAGUUAAAAUAAAUCUAAUGAAAUCGAAAGAAAACUUUCUUCCCGGGGAAAGUAUAACAGUCCUACCGAGCUUGAACAAGGCUAUAAUUGAAGAAUACAGCAAGUCUUUGCCAAAGUCUGGAGUUUUUAAGUGUUACAAGGAUAUACGUCGACACUGGAAAAAUAUUCAUGGAUAUCGAUUGCCCGACGAAGAAUAUUCAUACUACAAAGUUCGGUUUUGGCGCGGCGAACCACUGACGUAUCCAGAGGUUUGCCUUCUAAGAAGCUAUCCUAUCAUCACGCCGUUACCUAAAAAUGCAGAAAAUUUAAUAUUAUCGAAGUUUAUUAGCACAAUUAAGCUUAAAAUGUCGUUCAUUCUCGGGGUUCCUCUAAAGAUAACGAAUGACUCGUAUCAUCAUGAAAACGGUUAUGAUAAUGUACUAAACGGUAAAUUAACAGAAACUCAAUUAAUAAGUCUCUGCACGCCAACACAACAUUAA